This is a messenger RNA of Onychostoma macrolepis, 881 nucleotides long. RefSeq names its product ribonuclease, RNase K b (gene rnasekb). NCBI's taxonomy places the organism in Eukaryota, Metazoa, Chordata, Actinopteri, Cypriniformes, Cyprinidae. The record is from RefSeq and is a predicted model, not a curated record. The transcript has 3 exons. Gene Ontology annotation, molecular function: RNA endonuclease activity. Bases 140 to 445 code for a protein of 101 amino acids.
GAACUAGUCGAACACACCCGAGUGCUGCCGAAAUACAUUCCGUCGAUUGGAUCGAGGGUGCUGGAGACAUCAUCCCGACUGAAUGUAGCAUCCUUUUCCCAGUUUUGAGAGGAAGAAUCGGUGGGCGAUUUCGGAUAAAAUGCCGUCGCUUUUAUUCUGUGGGCCCAAGUUGGCCGCCUGUGGGAUCGUGUUAAGCAUCUGGGGUGUCAUUAUGCUGUCAAUGUUGGGAAUCUUCUUCAGUGCAAAAUCUGCUGUGCUGAUCGAAGAUGUUCCUUUUACUGAGGAAGACAUCCGUGAUGACAAGAAUCCACCGCAGAACAUUUACGGACUCUACAACCAAGUUGGCAUCAACUGCUUCAUUGCUGCUGCCAUCUAUGUAGGUGUCGGAGCUGUGUCUCUGUGUCAGGUUCGCCUUAACAAGCGCCAGGAGUACAUGGUCACAUAAACCCAAACAAUUUUAAAUUCAACAGUAAUUAUCCAUAAUUUAUUUUCAAAAGACUUCUCAAUGAUCUCGGAGGACAGUUUGUUCUGUUACAUUGUCUGAAAUGGAUAUUUGGCUGUUCAUCUUCAGGUCAAAACACUAGAUAUAUUGAUAGAUAAUAGAUAAUAAAUACAAAGUGAAAUAAUUAUGUAAAACAGUAUAUAUGCACAGAUACAAAGCAGUGUGCAUAUAUAUGCAUGUUGUGUGUUAUAUUUUCCAGAAAUAUUUAGAUGGCUCUACAUUCCCUAUGAUAUAAAUAAACAAAACAAGCAGAAGGUCUUUAAUAGUUGUCUAUUAAUAAAUAACCUAAAAUACACUAUAAAACACUAUGGAUCCAUAUGAUACUUGAUGGUGUUCAUGUAGAAUGUGUGUAUGUUUGACUUUUUUUAAAAUUUAAAUA